AUGGAUUUAGAUGAAGCUGGGAAGGAAAGGUACUGGCAACUAGAUGAAUUAGAAGAAUUUAGACAACAAGCAUAUGAAAACUCUAGUAUCUAUAAGGAGAGAACAAAAGCGUCGCAUGAUAGGAGAAUUAGGAUGAGAGAAUUCAAGGAAGGUGAUAAGGUGCUUUUGUUUAAUUCUCGCUUUAAGCUCAAAGCGCCGAAACUCAGAUCAAAAUGGACAGGACCAUUUGAAGUCAUUAACGGUUACCCGUCGGGACAAGUAAAGUUACAUGGCCAUAGUGGGGAUGGUUUUAUAGUCAAUGGGCAGAGAGUGAAACAUUACUAUGAAGAGGAUAGCAAUAAGGACGAGGGCAUAGAAUCUGGCCCUUAUUUUGUUGAUGAAUGA
This is a messenger RNA of Erigeron canadensis, 384 nucleotides long. RefSeq lists its product as uncharacterized. The record is from RefSeq and is a predicted model, not a curated record. Bases 1 to 384 code for a protein of 127 amino acids. The transcript has a single exon. NCBI's taxonomy places the organism in Eukaryota, Viridiplantae, Streptophyta, Magnoliopsida, Asterales, Asteraceae.